CCUACCCCUACCCCUCCCUGUAUAAAUAAUCCCUCUGUGACUGAGUGGGAAUUAAUCUCAAUUGUUUCGAAUAAUCAUCAUCGUAGGGUUUCGGGGAAAUAGAAAGGAUUUUUGGGAUUAGAACAACAUUCGAUAUUACAUAUAUAUGUAUAUAUGUAUAUGUGUUGUGCGAACCCUCCAUAGUGCGCGGCAUAUUCCUCUUUGGUGGAUUCAUAUUCAGACAGCAAUUGUUCGAGCAGUGUGAUGCGAUUGGAGGUAUAAUGCUUGUCUGAGUUUGUAAAGACAAUUUUUGCAGAACAACGUAUGGUGGGGGCGUCGUUCGUUGUGAACGAAUCUGCUUCCACGUAAAGAGCUUCGGAAGAGACAAACAACCGCCGCCCGCCGCCGCCGCCGGAGUUUUCCGAUCAUGGCGGAGAAGCACGACGAUGGUGGUUUUGUCUUGAAUCGGAGGAUCAGCUUUUCCAUAUUCUUCAACAAUUUUAGGUCAGUGUUCAAACUCGACGAACUAGGUUCGGAGAUUGCAAGAAUUGCCUUCCCUGCAGCUCUGGCUUUAACCGCCGAUCCUAUUGCAUCCUUAGUCGACACAGCUUUCAUCGGCCAAAUCGGUCCGGUUGAACUUGCUGCCGUGGGAGUUGCCAUUGCGUUAUUCAACCAGGUAUCGAGGAUCGCGAUAUUCCCGCUCGUCAGCGUUACUACAUCCUUUGUCGCCGAGGAAGAUACAACGAGUGCGGAUUCGAAGUACACCUCAGAGGAUAGCUUGUCUCCGGACAGCGAAAAUCAGAAGCUUAUACCUCCUACAGCGCUACAUUCGGAUGAGAAUCCGCGGGAUGUGGAGUGUCCGCGCGACAGUUUUGAGAUGUCUAAAUCCGAGGAGGGAAGGAAGCAUAUUCCGUCAGCAUCUUCCGCGCUGAUCAUCGGAGCAAUUCUCGGCCUCAUCCAAGCCACAUUUUUAAUCCUCGAGGCGAAGCCUCUGCUAAGCUUUAUGGGAGUCAAAGCAGGUUCAGACAUGUUGCGCCCCGCGCAAAAGUACUUACAACUUAGAUCACUUGGCGCGCCGGCGGUUCUGUUGUCGUUGGCUAUGCAGGGCGUGUUUCGCGGGCUUAAGGACACAAAAACACCGCUCUACGCGACAGUUGCUGGAGAUUUGACGAACAUUGUGUUGGACCCUAUAUUUAUCUUUGUGUUCAAACUGGGGGUCGUAGGCGCGGCAAUUGCGCACGUCAUAUCUCAGUAUUUAAUUUCGCUGAUGCUGUUUUGGAGAUUAACGGAGCUCGUGAAUCUCGUGCCCCCAAGCCUCAAACAUUUGCAAUUCGAUCGGUUUCUGAAAAACGGCUUCCUGUUGCUCAUGAGAGUCAUAGCUGUAACGUUCUGCGUAACGCUUUCCGCAUCGCUCGCCGCGAGGCUCGGAUCGAAGCAAAUGGCGGCCUUUCAAGUCUGUUUGCAAGUUUGGCUCGCGACUUCUCUUCUCGCCGAUGGUUUGGCUGUUGCCGGACAGGCAAUACUCGCUAGCGCGUUCGCGAGAGAAGACCAUGCGUGCGCAACCGCGACCGUGUCGCGAGUGCUGCAGCUGGGAUUGGCCCUAGGGAUGUUGUUGGCUGUAGUCCUCGGAUUCGGACUCCAUUUCGGCGCUCGAAUUUUUACCAAAGAUGCGGAUGUCCUUAAACUCAUUGCUGUUGGGAUCCCGUUUGUCACGGCGACUCAGCCGAUCAAUGCGCUGGCGUUUGUGUUCGAUGGAGUCAAUUUCGGGGCGUCGGACUUCGCCUACUCUGCGUAUUCGAUGGUUACAGUGGCAGUGAUCAGCAUCAUAGUGCUGUUGAUUCUUUCUUCGAGCAAUGGAUUCGUCGGAAUCUGGGUUGCCCUAACCAUCUACAUGAGCUUAAGAGCCUUUGCUGGAUUUUGGAGAAUAGGCACUGAAUCAGGGCCAUGGAAAUUUCUCAGGAGCUGAUACAUGUAUGUAUAUAUAUAUAUAUAUAUAUGGUUGUGAUUCAUAAAUAUAUAUAUAAAUAUAUAUAUAUACAAUGUGAUAGAAAUUGGAAACACUGUAAGUAUAUUCGGUGUUGUACGAUGAUAGAAAUGUAAGAAAUGUAGCGAUUGAAA
Messenger RNA from Andrographis paniculata, 2097 nucleotides. RefSeq names its product protein DETOXIFICATION 42. Gene Ontology annotation, cellular component: membrane. Gene Ontology annotation, molecular function: xenobiotic transmembrane transporter activity; antiporter activity. The record is from RefSeq and is a predicted model, not a curated record. Bases 407 to 1945 code for a protein of 512 amino acids. Lineage: Eukaryota; Viridiplantae; Streptophyta; Magnoliopsida; Lamiales; Acanthaceae. The transcript is spliced from 14 exons. Gene Ontology annotation, biological process: transmembrane transport.